Messenger RNA from Lagenorhynchus albirostris (white-beaked dolphin), 312 nucleotides. RefSeq names its product keratin-associated protein 23-1. NCBI's taxonomy places the organism in Eukaryota, Metazoa, Chordata, Mammalia, Artiodactyla, Delphinidae. The record is from RefSeq and is a predicted model, not a curated record.
AUGUCCUACAAUUGCUGCUCUGGAAACUUCUCCUCCCACUCCCUUGGGGGCUACCAGUGCUAGCCAGGCUUCUCCCGUGGCUCCUUCUACCCCAGCAACCUGGUCUACAGCAGACCUCUACUCUCCCAACACCUGCUAGCUGGACUUCUCUCUACAGUCAGGAGACCUGCUGUGAGCCCACCAGGUGCCAGACAUCCUGUGUGGUGUCCAGUCGCUGCCAGACAUCCUGCUACCACCCAAGGACUUCCACACUCUGCUGGAAAACUUACCCUGGGUCUCUGGGAUUUAGGUUCAGCAGCUGCAACUUCCUGA